Molecule: messenger RNA, 1790 nt
Organism: Archocentrus centrarchus (flier cichlid)
Lineage: Eukaryota; Metazoa; Chordata; Actinopteri; Cichliformes; Cichlidae
Product: C-X-C chemokine receptor type 3-like
Exons: 3
Coding region: 254-1360 (368 amino acids)
Biological process (GO): G protein-coupled receptor signaling pathway; calcium-mediated signaling; cell chemotaxis
Cellular component (GO): external side of plasma membrane; membrane
Molecular function (GO): C-C chemokine receptor activity; C-C chemokine binding
Source: RefSeq, a predicted model, not a curated record
GCGAUUACAAUUUUAUGAUUCCUAAACGCCAACGCUCAGCAAAAGCUGUUGCGCGUUUUUCAUCUGGACAGCUGCGAGAAAAAACAAAACAAACACCCGAUCGGUAUUCACCCUUUAAAACUUGCUGACCCGGGGUUUAAGCAUUAAGUUAUGCGCAGCUCCUAUUUUUAGUGUCAUCGACCCACAGCGCGCAGAAAACCUUUCAAACUGUGCAGCUGAAGCUCUUAAUAGGAGCAUUUUUGUUUCCACAUCCAUGAACAUGGAUGCUCCAGAUGCAGAUUUCGAUGGAAUAUUUAACAGCUCUGAUGACUAUGACCCGAACAUCACCUACGACUAUAAGGAGUAUCCAGUCAAAAGAGGCAGUGAGGCAGUAUGGAUUCCUGCUCUGUACUCUGUAGUGUUUUUUGUGGGCAUACUGGGGAAUAUUAUUCUACUGACAGCUCUGGUUCAAAAGAGGAGAUUGUGGAGCAUAUCAGACACUUUUAUUCUUCACCUCAGUUUUUCAGACAUCCUGCUUCUGUUGAUGCUGCCCUUCUGGGCUGCAAAGACGACUCAGCAUUGUGACGGGUUCUUUGGCAUUAUCAGCAAGAUCUUUGCGGCCGUUUUCAAGCUCAACUACUACUGUGGGAUCUUUCUGCUGGUUUUCAUCACUCUAGAAAGCUACCUGUUUGUCAUCCGUGGUAUCCAACUGUAUUGCCACGGGAAGCCCUGGUUAGCUCAUUUUAGCUGCCUGUCAAUCUGGGUAAUCUCUGUUCUCCUCACCGUACCUGACUGGAUUUUCCUGGUGGCUAACAAGAAUUCCACAGAAGAGAAAACAUGUCUUCAUGACUACCCUCAGUCUGGGACUGACUGGCAGUUGUGGUCACGCCUGCUCCACCACAUAGUCGGCUUUGUGCUACCUGGAGUCACACUGAUGAUCUGUUUCUGUUGCUCACAUAUGCUGUGGCAGCACUGCCGCUUUAAUGGCCUCCCAGCACAGAGAAAUGUCGCUGUCAUCUUGUCUCUGGUGGUGGUAUUCUGUCUCUGCUGGGUGCCCUACAACUUCAUACUCAUUUUGGACACUCUCAAGAACAGACUUAAGGAACACCCCUUAGCUGAAAUUUCUGAAGAUUCACUAAAAACACUUCUUAUGGUUACUUCUGCUCUAGGCUGCCUCCACGCCAGCCUGAGGCCUCUGUUGUAUCUCGGCCUGUGUGGAAACUUCAGGGAACAUUUACUGGCUAUGCUGAGAUGUAAGAAAAUGGAACCCAAAGGCUCACUUUGGGAUCUUGGUUUAGGCCAGAGAGAGCAGCCUGACCACAGUCGCAAUGAAGGGGAAGCGUUAACAGUUGUAGACAAUCCGAUGCUAUCAGCUUUGUGAAGCUAAAAAAAAUACCCUCCUGUGGGUUACAUGUGAGCUGAAUGAUGUUACACUUCUGAGUUUGAGGUAGGGCUGGACAGUCAGUCAGAAAUUAAUCAAAACUGACAUUCAGAACCUCUAAUCAAAUCUUGGCCAUGUGAUGCUAGUACUCCCCCAGUAUGUGCUGUCCCCUUUAAAUCAUAGUAUCGAGUGUGUUGUCAUGUGAUUCUGCUCCAUCCAGUCUGCGACAUUGAAGCAUCAUGGAGGAGAACUCAAACACUGACCUGUGCAAUUCAAGCUGCUUAUGCCAGAUAAAAAAUACCAUGUCCACUGUUUUGAAAAUUAGUGGGUUUGGCCUGGGUUCAAGUCCACCUUGGCCCAGGCCUCUCUCUGUCUCUCUGUGGAGUUUGCAUGUUCUCCCCAUGUCUGUGUGGGUUUCCUCCAGGUACUC